UCCUUAUUGGAUCCCAAGUUCACUUUCUAUUUUUGACAAAGAUCCCAAGUUCACGUUAACGUGCAAAUUUCCAACUCUCAAAUAGUUCCUCAAGAGGCAAUAAAAUGAAAGCCACGAGUGUUGCCUCCGUUGGAAUAGUUCCUGAAGUACUUACCUCUGACAACUACGAAAGAUGGAGUGUUUUUAUGACAAAUUAUCUGAUGGGGAAAGGUUUGUGGGACUUUGUUAGUGAGACUUCUUCACUGGAAGAAAAUAAUGAGGCAGGGAAGCAUUUGAGCAACAAAAAAGGCAAGGAGUUAGAAGCCACCCCAGAUAUUGAGCAAGGUCUCGGCGAUGCUUACCAAAGUGUUUCUAAAGUUGAAAGAGAAGUUUCUUGGAAGAAGAAGAAUGCGAAAGCUUUGCAUAUCAUUCAAAUAUCAUGUGGAAAACGCAUUCAGGAUGAGAUUUUUCAUUUUAAAAUAGCUAGCGAAGCAUGGAAUCACUUGGCUAACAUACACGGCAGAACUCAAAAAGGGAAACUGUAUCCAUUGAAGGAAAUUGAAUUGGACGAUAGCCUUGGCGAAGAACAUAAGCAUAUAUUCAGGAGGGUCGCGAGAGGUGUCCAUAUAUAUACAGAUUCAGACAUAUAUAUAAAAUCCGCUUCUGGUACGACGCUACUUCACGUUGCAGUAAUUGCUGGAAAUGUGAAAAAUGUGGAAAUGUUAGUGAAAAAAGGGAGUGACAGGUUACUACUCAUGCAAGACAAACAUGGCAACACAGCUCUUGCUCAUGUUGCCCGUUAUACUGGAAAUACCGAGAUAGCGAAGUGUUUGGUAGAGACAAAAACGGGGCUUCAUGAUAGUCUGCUAGAAAUAAAAAACAAUGAGAAAGUAAUACCAAUUCUUAUAGCUGCUGCUAAUGGAUACAAAGAACUCACUACCUAUCUUUACUCCAAAACACCCUCUGCAUUGUUCCACGGAGACGAGGGUUCACAAAAUCGUGUUUUGCUCCUUUCACUAUGCAUCACUGCUGAAAUAUUUGAUGUGGCUUUGCAUUUACUCUGCAAGUACAAAGAUCUGUUUAGUGAAGCCUUCAGAGACCUUGAGGAUUCAAAUAGUGUGUUAUUUGCAUUGGCUAAAACUCCUUCCAUUUUUCCAAGCGACAGCCGAUUUGGACUUCGAGAACAAUUAAUUUACGAUAAUUUAAGUGUAGAAAAGGAAUUUGCGGAAAAGUAUGAAAUUCCUUAUAUUGGGAACAUUGCGAGGUGGGCUACACGCAGUGGUCUUCAUGAGACUUCUUCCGGGAAAUGUUGGUCAGUUGUAGUAUGUCGCUUCUGCAGACAGGUUUUGAAUAUUUUGUUGCUGCCUUUAAGGUUAUUGGGUCGCUUGUUGGUUCAAAUUUUCUGUUAUCUAGAUAUCUUUGGAACAAGGAGAAUAUACCGUACAAAAUGCGCCCAUUAUGAAGUUCUGGCAAUAUUAUCAUACUUAUGCGAAAGUAUUAGACAAUUUAAUGAUUUACAGCUCAGACAGGUGUCGGCGUAUGAAGCCAUACUGUAUGCAGCCCAGAAUGGAAUAAUUGAGUUCAUAAAUGCAAUGAGGGAUGCUAAUUCUGAUUUGCUUUCAUCAAUGGAUAGCUGCAAUAGAGGCAUAUUUUCUUAUGCAAUUAUGUAUCGUAAACAAAACGUGUUUCAACUCAUGCUUGGUCUUGAGGGACAGAAGGAGACAUUUAGAAGAUAUGGCAUGGACAAGUUUGGGAAUAAUUUAUUGCACCUGGCAGCAUAUUUAGGUCCUUCAUUUAAUCCUAAAACCAGAUAUGGUGCUGCUCUACAAAUGCAAAGAGAAAUUCAAUGGUUCAAGGCGGUGGAGAAAAUUGUGCAUCCGACUAUGAAGGAAAACAAAAAUAAAUAUGGUAAGAAGCCUUAUGACUUAUUCACGGAAAACCAUGAGGAGCUAUUAAAAGCUGGAGAGAAAUUGACAAAAGAGACAGCUACAUCUUAUAUAGGAGUGGCUUAUAUCAUCAUUACUAUCAUGUUUGCUGCAGUCUUCACUAUCCCAGGUGGACUCAAUCAAAAUACUGGGUCACCUACCUUCUUGCAUUACAAAAUAUUUAAUAUUUUUCUCUUAGCAGAUGCAUUAUCUAUCAUUGCUUCUGCCUCAUCACUCUUAGUUUUCAUUGGGAUUCACACAUCAAAUUACACUGCAAAAGAUUUUCUCAAAGUCUUGCCGAUAAAGUUGAUGGUUGGCCUUAUGCUUCUUCUUUUCUCUAUCUGCUCCAUGUUGAUUGCAUUUUAUGCUGCACUUAAUAUGAUCUUAAAGGGGAACCACGCCAGCUCUAGGUGGUCCAUUCUAGGACCCAUCGUGUCCCUUGGUAGUGUUCCAAUUACCAUUCUCUUAGUAUCUAGGGUACGCUUGAUCUAUAAGAUUUUCCAUUCUACAAUAAAAAAUCCCAUCAGUUCUAUUUAAAAAAGGGACAAUCCAUGCCACAAAACCAAGAGUCUAAUGUGAGUGAUUGACACUCGGGCAAGUGUAGGUUUUUCCGAAUGUUUCCCUCUAUUAGUUCUUAAAGUUAUAUUUGUUAUACAAUGGAACCUUGCUUGUGGUUGAGCCGAUAGUCUUUUACAUUGGUAUUGACUGGCUUUGUUUUUUUUUUUUUUGUGGUCUUGAUGAUGGUCGCAGUGGGUUGCAUCCUUCUUGUGUGGUUGCUUCUGUUUCAUUGGUAGUAUAUUUUUGGUUUGUUGUUUCACUUUCUUAUGCUUGGUUCUUAUUUUGGGCUUCACAUUUGAUUGAAUAUCUCCUUUGAGGUCUUGAUGAAAAAGUCCUAAAUAUUGAAGUCUUGUUGACCAAGAUUGAAGUUAUGAUGAUGGAGGACUUUUUCAAUGCAAACAUAGUGGAGAUUAAAGGAAAAACACUUCACAAAUAUGGUUGUAACAACUUCACUUCAUUCAAGUUUUGUUGUUACACUUAGUGCAUUUGGAUGAUCUUGUGUAAAUGCAUUUCUUAUGACUUUUAAUUGCUGAUGAUGCACAAAAUCAGUAGUCCUUAGGCAAUAAAUAGGCCUUACAUCAUUUGUCUUUGUACCACUUUUACCAUUGCAAACCAUAGCAGAAACUCUUCUAAUUUCCUUUGCAUUUUGAUAAAGUUCUUUCUUUUAUUUCUUGCUUUCA
Medicago truncatula (barrel medic) is the source of this 3142-nucleotide messenger RNA. RefSeq lists its product as uncharacterized. Gene Ontology annotation, cellular component: membrane. Gene Ontology annotation, molecular function: protein binding. The transcript is spliced from 8 exons. The record is from RefSeq and is a predicted model, not a curated record. Lineage: Eukaryota; Viridiplantae; Streptophyta; Magnoliopsida; Fabales; Fabaceae. The coding region runs from base 105 to 2441 and encodes 778 amino acids.